CAUAAGCUUAGUAAAAUAUUAAAAUGAACCUUUAGGGGGCCUGGCGAUCCUUAGGAAAUAUUAUUGUCACGCGUACAAACUGAGGGAACUUUUUGUUAAAACGCUAUGAUCUCUUGUUGUGAACUUUGUAUAGACUCCAGAGGGUUAGAAGCCUCAGCCGUGUGUCCCAGCACAGUUCUCUCCUCUGCUCUGCCUUGUUCUGCCAUGGGGUUCGCGGACCUCCUUGACAACAUCGGUGGCUUGGGUCGUUUUCAGCUCAUCCAGGUGGCGUUGCUGUCCAUCCCUAGCCUCCUGAUGGCCAGCCACAAUCUCCUCCAAAACUUCUCUGCAGCUGUGCCAAAACAUCACUGCCGGCUGGCGAACCGGACCUGGCCUGCAGACAAACAGAACUUCUCCCAGUCAGGACUGGGAGAGCAGGACUACCUGUACGCUUUCAUCCCCCUGGAAAAGGAUCUGAAGCCAGCCAAGUGUCAGCGGUACAGCGAAGCACAGUGGCAGCUAGUCAGCCACAAUGGCAGCCUGGAUAACUCCACAGAGCUGGAGACGGAGCCCUGCCUGGACGGCUGGACGUACGACAGGCAGGAGUUCACCUCCACCAUUGUGUCCGAGUGGGAUCUGGUGUGCAGCCAGCGAUCGUUGAAGCCAAUGAGUCAGACUGUGUACAUGGGGGGUGUGCUGACUGGAGCCGUCGUAUUCGGGGGGCUGUCAGACAAGUUCGGCCGCCGCACUGUGCUGAUCUGGUCCUACUUCCAGCUGGCCGCUCUGGGCACCUGCACGGCCUUCUCUCCCUCCUACAUCGCCUUCUGCGCGUUCAGCUUCCUCACUGGCAUGGCUGUAUCUGGAGUCAUCCUCAAUGCAGUGUCCCUCAAGAUGGAGUGGAUCCCUACGAAGUCACGCACCAUCACGGGCACACUGUCCUCGUUUUGCUUCACGAUCGGGCAGAUGGUGCUGGCUGGCAUUGCCUACUGCAUCCGGGACUGGCGCAAGCUGCAGAUCACUGUCUCUGCGCCAUUCUUCAUCUGCUUCCUCUACAGCUGGUGGUUCCCAGAGUCGGCUCGCUGGCUCGUCCUCAACAACAAAUCCGAUGAGGCUCUGAAACAAAUAAAGAGGGUGGCCACCAUCAACGGCAGACAUGAGGAGGGAAAGAAGAUCACCCCAGAGACCUUGAAGAUCCACAUGCACAAGGAGAUCCAGUCCAGUAAAAACAUCUACACAGCUCUGGACCUGAUCCGGACUCCAGGACUGAGAAGCAUCACAAUCUGUCUCAUGGUUGUCUGGUUCUCCACCAGCUUUGCCUAUUAUGGGUUGGCUAUGGACCUGCAGAAGUUCGGUGUGAGCAUCUACCUGAUCCAAGUGAUCUUUGGGGCCGUGGAUUUCCCUGCCAAGUUCUUGUCCACUGUCUCCAUGAGCUUCGUCGGCCGCAGGGUCACCCAGGGAAUGUGUCUGCUGAUCUCUGGAGCCAUGAUCCUGUCCAACGUCUUCGUACCCAGUGAUAUGCAGAACGUGAGGACCUCACUGGCUGUAUUGGGAAAGGGCUGUCUGUCCUCGUCCUUCACCUGUAUCUACCUCUACACUGGAGAGCUCUACCCAACUGUCAUCCGGCAGACAGGGAUGGGGUUUGGCUCCACGAUGGCGCGGGUGGGUUCGAUGGCGGCUCCCGCAGUACUGAUGCUGGACGAGUUCCUGCCUGCUCUGCCCGGCAUGGUGUACGGGGCAGCGGCCAUCAUCGCAGCGGUCUUUGCCUUCUUCCUGCCCGAGACGCUGGACGUUCCCCUGCCAGACACCAUUGAAGAUGUGGAGCAGCAGGGGGGGAAGAGAAAAGGAAUUCUGGACAAGAACCUGGAGAAAGAAAUGCUGCCGCUUCAGGAAGUGAAAGAGGCGUGCGAGGUCAAAGAGCUCAAAGUGUUAGCGGUGAAGGAAGCGCUCUGAAGACGAUCUCUGACCCUCCACCCCCUCCCUCGAAAUCACAGCCCAGUUGAGACUGCGGGACAUCUCCUGAAGACUCAGCAAUCAAACAGCGUACCCAGUUAUUAAGAGUAAGAGGUUCCAAAAAAACAUGUGAAGGACUGAGGUGGAACUUGAGACAACUGGAACGAGGGGGGCCCUUGAGUCAGGACCCAUCCCUUCCUAACGCACCCCGCACCCUGACUAGGGGGGUCGAAUUUAGCAGAAACAGUCAGUGUUGUAACUUUGAAAAAAUAUUCGGUUACAGGUUACUUGAACAAAGUUGUAACUACAGCUUCACCCAAAAGGUUCGCAUCACCCUACAGAAUUAAUUAAUUUAGCUUCAUAAAAUUGAACCUGUUAAAUAAUGUUGCAUUAUCAUAUUGAAUU
This is a messenger RNA of Polyodon spathula (Mississippi paddlefish), 2334 nucleotides long. It is a transcript of the gene oatx, whose product is annotated as organic anion transporter X. Gene Ontology annotation, cellular component: membrane. Lineage: Eukaryota; Metazoa; Chordata; Actinopteri; Acipenseriformes; Polyodontidae. Gene Ontology annotation, molecular function: transmembrane transporter activity. The record is from RefSeq and is a predicted model, not a curated record. Gene Ontology annotation, biological process: transmembrane transport. The transcript is spliced from 10 exons. The coding region runs from base 106 to 1929 and encodes 607 amino acids.